Messenger RNA from Penicillium paradoxum, 255 nucleotides. RefSeq names its product cytochrome b5-like heme/steroid binding domain-containing protein. The record is from RefSeq and is a predicted model, not a curated record. The transcript is spliced from 2 exons. Gene Ontology annotation, cellular component: membrane; intracellular membrane-bounded organelle. Bases 1 to 255 code for a protein of 84 amino acids. Gene Ontology annotation, molecular function: heme binding. NCBI's taxonomy places the organism in Eukaryota, Fungi, Ascomycota, Eurotiomycetes, Eurotiales, Aspergillaceae.
AUGUCUCAAACCUUCACCCCCGCCGAUGUGGCCUCCCACAACACCGCCGACAAGGGCCUCUACAUUAUCAUCGACGGCAGCGUCUUUGACGUAACAAAGUUCAUUGACGAGCACCCCGGCGGCGCAAAGAUCCUGAAGCGUGUGGCGGGCAAGGAUGCCACAAAACAAUUCUGGAAGUACCACAACGAAUCCGUGUUGAAGAAGUACUCGCCUAAGCUCAAGGUCGGCGAGGUCAAGGAUGCUGCGAAGCUGUGA